CAAAUUUUGCCAUGAAAAUAAGGAUAAAAAGAGUAUUUUUUCUGUCUUUUGGUGUACCAUGAAUGAUGGCGAACGCGGCAGCAAGACUGUUUGGGUUGUGUUGGAUUAUGUCAGCAAGUUAUGGCUUUAAUCACAAAUCAAAUAGCAUCGGGAACUUUACCAAUGUCACGGCAAAGGACUAUCACUUAAACAAGACAGCUAACCUAACUGAGAAACGCGAUGAAUUGGCUCAUACUUUAAAACAAAUUAACAGUAUUAACAAGAAAGAUGAGGAGGCUAUCCCUCAGGCAAUGACACCUCUUCGUGUCGUCGCAACUUCGGCAGUCAUCAAGGAUCGUUUAAGCAAGCCACGACAACCUCCGAAACCAGUCAAGGCAAUUCACUUAUGGGGAGCUACACCAUAUAAAACUGUUGUAAAUAAUCUCUUAAAUAUGAAUAAUAGAAUAAGACAGCAACAGAAACGACUUUUUCUUCCGUUUCAAAACACCCCACCUUUGCAGGAGCUUGGGGUAGAAGAAAUUCCGCCGAUCUUCAAUCCAAAACAAACGGAUUUUGUACUUCCAGAGAAUGAGCUAGCAGCUAAAGCUGGUAUUGAUACAAAGGAACUUCCACCUUUAAUACAAGAGAACGAGCAUUUUAAGGAGACACCUGAUUUUCCUCUUAUGUUAGCAAGACCUAAUUACGAUCAAAUUACGCCUGAGCUACAACAAGCUGGACCACAGCAGUUUGUAAAACCCCAAGAUGUUUUUUUUAAUCGUUAUUCACAGUUCAACAACCAAGCAAUCCCACCACAGCUAUUGGGUCGUAGUAUGCAACAAAUGCAACAAAUGCAGCACCAUCAUCAUCAUCAUCACCAAGGCACAGGGAAAGCUAAGUGCACUCCUAAUCCUUGUCUAAAUGAUGGUGUUUGCACUGCGUUUUCCAGCGACUAUGAAUGCACGUGUCCUCUAGGAUACAUGGGUAAACAUUGCGAAGACAGGAAUCAAUGUCUUCCAAACCCCUGUAAAAACAGUGGCAACUGUUACCCGACAAAGUCAGGUUUCCAGUGUACAUGUGUCCGUGGCUACAAGGGAGAUAACUGCGAAGCUAUAAGUAAAUGUAUUCCUAAUCCAUGCAAGAACGGAGCCGCCUGUGAGGAACCUGUUUUAGUCCAUGAAGACUAUAAGUGUUCCUGUAAGCCUGGUUAUAAAGGACAAAACUGCCAAGAGGCAGAUUACUGUGGCUUUCGCAACCCUUGUAAAAAUGGAGGAACUUGUAUCAAUGGGCAGAGUAACUUUGCCUGUCGGUGUCGGCAAGGAUAUGUAGGACAUAAUUGUGGAGAUAUUGAUGUGUGCCAUUCCAAUCCAUGUGCUAAUGGGGCGACGUGUACUAGUGAUGGGGCUGGGACGUUCACAUGUCAUUGUCCUUACAGUUAUACCGGGAUCACGUGCGAAGAGAAAAGGUCAAAAUGUGCAUCUUUUCCAUGUCAAAAUGGUGGUAAAUGUCUCGAUGACCCACAUCGUGGAUUUCGCUGCGAAUGCCCUUCAAGAUAUACAGGCAAUUUUUGCCAGACUUUCCGAAGCCCUUGUUGGUCACAUCCCUGUCAAAACAAUGGMAUGUGUAUAGAGACUGGUGAAUCAUAUGUUUGUACUUGCCAGCCAAGAUAUAGUGGAACGACAUGUGAAGUUUUUCUUGGAAAUGGAUGCAGUGGUUGUCAUAGAAAUGCUCACUGCAAAUAUGAAAAAUGUGUWUGCAUAACUGGCUUUGUUGGAAAUGGUUACGCUUGUGAAGAAGCAAGACAUGCACCAACACCUGCUCCUUCCAAAUGUCACCCCAAUCCAUGCUACAAUGGUGGGACGUGCAGCGAGAAUGAAUCAGACUUCACUUGUGAAUGCCCAAAAGGCUACAAAGGACUUACAUGUAAAAUUGUUGAAACGUGCUUAAGUCAACCUUGUCAGAACGGAGGUAUAUGURUAGAAGGCGAAGGUUCUUACACAUGCAGAUGUAAACCUGGCUUCAGGGGAGUCAACUGCGAAGAACCAACCGCAUGUGAUCCGAAUCCCUGUCAGAAUGGAGCUACUUGCAUACCAAGAGAAGACGGGACAUAUUUUUGUAAAUGCAGCAAGCGAUAUCAGGGGAUCCGUUGUGAACAGGACAAGUGCUCCCUGUGUGAUGUACAUGCRCAUUGCGAGGAUGGGAAAUGUGUCUGCGAUAAUGGCUACUAUGGCGAGGGUACUAAGGGUGAAUGCAAAAAGCCAAGCGCAACUAACCCAAGAUUCUGCACUCCAAAUCCUUGCAAGAAUGGUGGUACAUGUGAAGAGUUGCCCAACGGACGCAAUUGUCUUUGUGAACCUGGUUUCAGCGGAGAUAGCUGCGAACUGGACCUCGGYAACCGCCCGCCAACGGAAGAACCGACACCGACACCGAAACCAAAUCCUUGUGCUUCAAAUCCAUGCAAAAAUGGCGGUGAAUGCCUCGUACAGGGAGACAGAUUUCGUUGUCUUUGCGAGGAAGGCUUCACAGGAGCAACGUGCGAACUUYCAGUUCAAAAUUAUUGUCAUCCCAACCCUUGUCUUCAUGGAGGGACUUGCCUUGAGAAAGCUGGAGGGGGCUUUACUUGUAAAUGUGUUGGUGCCUACCGAGGACAGACGUGCGAUGUGGACGACUGUGAUCUGUGUGAUAUUCAUGCAAUUUGUAUCAAAGGAGCGUGCCGUUGUCGAAUUGGAUAUAAAGGAGACGGAUUUCAAUGCGUAAAAAUCAAACGCUGCCAGUUGUGCAACAGAUACGCAACGUGUGUGAACAAUCAAUGCGUAUGCAAUCCGGGAUACACAGGCAAUGGUCAAGUCUGUCAGGCUGCACCAAUGGUAUCAGUCUGUCCAGCACGAUGCGGUAGCACAUGUGACCAGUCAUGCCCACCACACUGUUGCCAAGUUACCCUCACACCAGACGUUUGCCCUAGUGAUUGUUCGGCUACUAAUUGUGGACCAUUAUGCCCUGCAAACUGUUGCAAUCAGCCACCGCCCUGUCCUAGUAGCUGCAAUGCCAAUCAAUGCUUAUCAUGGUGUCCAUUGUAUUGUUGUCAAACGUGUCAACCUUCUUGUAAAGACAACUGUACACCAGAUUGUAGAUUAACGUGCUGCCUGCCACAGCAGACCACAGUACCAAGUAUUGCACCAGCAAUCAUGACAUCAACAUGCCCUUCCCAUUGUGGUUAUGAAUGUGCAUUAAAUUGCCCAAGGCAAUGUUGCUAUAAUCAAGAAAGCAUUGAUACCCAGAAUGCUAUUGGACGGACUACAAUAGACGAUCAUAGUGAACAUUCCGACAUUUCUUCUGAUAGAAAAACAAAACUUUUGUCAAUUCUUGCAUCAGUUCCAAGAAAAAUAUGCCCCGAUGAGUGUGAAACUUCCAGUUGUUCGUAUCUAUGCCCUGCACAAUGCUGUGGGAAAGCUGCAAAUCAAGUAAAAGAUCUAAAAAGAGAGAAAAUAGCAAGAAAGCCGUAAUAUUCAAUUUAAAGGAUGACAAUAACUGUUUGGUUCACUCCUUAUUGAUUUACUUUUGUUGGAAUAAGUCUAAAUUAAGUUUUUUUAGGCAUUAACAGCGAGCCCGAAAAGAACACCAUCAAUGUUUCAAAGAACUUUUUACAAUCGUAGAAAAGACACAAGAAACACUCAUUAUGCCGGGGUACACAACUAUUCAGUGGUGAGAUAGAAGACGACAUGUCGAGAAACCACAAUGAACGUUUGAUUUUGAAUGAUACAAUCAAUAAAUGUAUUAUAUCUUCCGAUUURCUUUAACAUCAAGUCAGAACAAGAACACAAAGUCGUAUUUUCUAAAGAAAAGAGAUGUAUAUUUGAAAGUCUACUUAGUUUUGCAGUGUGUCGCGGCUAAACAAUAAAAUUUACCAAUGCCUGAUUACAUUCUCGUACCCAGAUCCUUAUAACUUUAAUAGCGGAAAAUCAAAGCCUUAGUCUGACUGGAGACGAAUGAAUCUUUGAAGUUUGAUUGGUUCAUAAAUAUUCCCGCGCCCGAUAUCGGACGAUCCAGAUCUUGGUGCGAGAAUUGAAUUGCUAUCAACAGACCAUCCACCAUGAAUUGAGAUGAAUUGAGCGUGUAGCAACUGGUUCAAUUGAGAUAGACAAAUUUGAUGAAUGAAGAAAUCGUAGUUUUACAUGAUCGAAAUGAUAGGUCUCUCAUAUAGACCAAAGUCGUGUCAAUGUUAUUUAGAAUGUUAAAUGAUAGURAUGAGUCUUUUUUUACAUCAAUAAAGAUUCAUGUCGCA
Messenger RNA from Exaiptasia diaphana, 4258 nucleotides. Its product is annotated as fibropellin-1. Gene Ontology annotation, molecular function: calcium ion binding. The transcript has 20 exons. The record is from RefSeq and is a predicted model, not a curated record. Gene Ontology annotation, cellular component: plasma membrane; protein-containing complex. NCBI's taxonomy places the organism in Eukaryota, Metazoa, Cnidaria, Anthozoa, Actiniaria, Aiptasiidae. Gene Ontology annotation, biological process: establishment or maintenance of epithelial cell apical/basal polarity; heterophilic cell-cell adhesion. Bases 63 to 3479 code for a protein of 1138 amino acids.